ACAGCGGCUAGCGUCUUCUCAUGCAACCCUGAGUGAAGGGUAUUGUUAGAACCGAAGCAAGCCGCCAUUCGCAAAAAUAAUAAGAAAAGAUUCCAGUGCGAAAAUAGUCAUUAUCCGGUUUUAAUUAACUUAUCAAUACGAAUACCGUUUUGGGUCGUCAAAGAGCAUACUUUUCGAAAGCAAAAGCUAGUUGCAGUCCAAAGCGCGGGCCCUAACAACGCCUAGGUAUUUUUUCGCAUCCCUACUACGUUCACGCUACUGCGGCGGCAGCAUUUUUUUGCUACAAAUUUCGAGUCUUUCUGUGAAAAAGAUAAGUUAAGUGGCUUGAUUCAACAGUGCAAAUGGAUAAAACUGUGGUAAUUGGUGCCGAGAACUGAUUUUCGUUGUUCGCGAGGCUUCCCCUACUACAAACGAAGCACUUGCCCGGGAGUCCUUGUUCUGCAGAAAAUAAAACGACGCACAAAAAAAGUGCAACAUGGAGGAUAUCGAAUAUUUGGACGAGUACAAAGAUUUAGUUCUGCCAGUUUCAGGAAUGAAAAUUGGCGAUGUGCGUGGAUCGUCAGCAGCUGCGCCGGCAUCGUCUUCCGGUGCCCCUCGACGGCGUCGAAUAUCGUCAGACUCGAGCAACUCCUCCUCCAUUGAUGCCGACAUUUUCCAGAAGCUGUUCCACGGCAAGAUCAUCGACGAUGAGCUCUUCAACGAAAGUGAUGUCAAGCCGAAGGGCAGGCAUCAGUUGACCUCCUCCUCCAGCGACGACUCAAAUGAUGCCUUGGACGCGCUGUUCAAUACCCGAAGAAGUCAGAAACCGAAGCCACACAAGCGCCGAGAGCGCUACGAGUCCUUCGAUUCAGGGGAUGAUUUGGGCGAAACCUUAAUGCGAAAUUCACAUCGGCCGACUGUACUCUCCAAGCCCAGUACUUCGCAGGCGGGUGCCGGCUUCGGCAGUCACCACCUGGGUAGAUCCACUGGAGCCGCAUCCACCAGCAAAUCUCACUCAGGAGGCGCUUCCUCAAGCAAAUCCGCCGCUAGCUCCUCUAAGCUUGGCGCGAAAGGCUCCAGCUCUUUGGGAAAGCUGUCUGACUCUGUGAACGGCAGUGGGAGCGGCCAGCACAAGGCUGUCACCAUAAUAAAGGCCACAAAGACGGACUUGCGGCCGCCAAAGCAUGAGCCCAAAACAGAUCCAUUGAAUUUGAUGGACUUCUACGGGGAAUCGGACAGCGACUCGUCGUACGAAUUUGAAUCAGACUUCUAUGGAGAUCGAGACUCGGAAGACGAAGAUGCGGAGCCAGUGAUAGACAUUUCAACGGACACGAGCAGGACGACCUCAGUAGCGGACACCGUGACACCUGUUGUUUCCGACGACGAGGGCCUGGAGCAGCUGAGUGGGCCAAGUGAGCUGAAUAAGCUGAAAGAGCGGGAGCCGAUUUUGAGUUGCGUCAAUGAGCGCUUGCUAUCGUAUUUGAAUAAUCUCAGUUGCGCCGAGGCGCCACCGAUCUAUAAGAAACAGAAUAGUGCUAGGAAACCACGUUCCAACGAAAAGAAACCUUCCUCCUCCACCGAACAGGUUAAGCAUGCCAUAGAGCAACCAGCGGCCAGUGGAAAAGAGGAGACUGAAAUUAAGAAGGAGCCAGAGCCAACGACCAGUGCUCCCAACAGCUCCUCCGCCAACCGCAAAGUAUAUGACAUUGACGACAGCCUCACACUGGAGACGCUGGAGCGGAUGAGCCUUGACCUGGCUGAGCAGAUAAUGGAGAUCGAUGUUGAGCGCUCCUAUGAAUUUGAAAAGCGCUCCGGCUCCAAGCCGCGCAGUAGAUCUAAAUCGAAGCAAUUGGCAGCAGACCCAUCGAGCAAUCUCAACCAGAGUCAUGUGCGCAAGCUCUCCUAUUCCAGCGAACAGCUGGAUAAUUGGGAGUCAGAGAGGCAACAACUGCGUCGGGCAAAGAGUGAUUCAACGUUCUCCAAGCGGAAGCGCGGCAAGGGGCAGAAGCGCCGGAAAAACAGAGCUGCUACCACGGAGGAAAAGGUGGAGGUGGUGGUACCGCAAACAGGGGAAACACCGAUAGUAAAAAAGAAACGAGGAAGACCCCGUAAAAAUCCUCCAAAAGAACCCGAGAGUACAGUGUCAGUUUCUGAGGAGAAAAAUGAAUUAGAAGAGGUUGAGGAGCCAAACGCUACUAUAGAUACAAUGGAUGGGGAGGGGCCAAAGGACACAGCGCAAGAGGUGACGGAAGAGGAGGUGCCAAAUGAUGAUGCAAUAGAACACGAGUUAGAUAACGCCAAAGAGUUUACGGAACUUCAGAAGGAUAUUAAUAUGACAGUAUCUGAGCAACCAACGGAUCUCAAAAGUACUCGCGAUGAAGACGUGGAGCCGGAUAUGCAAUCGGAGGAGAGCACUGAAAGCGGGCAGCAUCCGACACAGAGCACAGGAGCUGAACCGCUUGAUGGGGUCAGCACCAAUGAAAGCGAUCCAAGCCAAACUGUAACCGAAGAUGCCCCUAGAAUAAAGGAUACUGAAUCAAUGGCAAUCAGUGAGGCCCCAGCCGAGGAAAUAGGGGCUCAGGAGGGAUCAUCUGACGCACAAAGCGGAGAUAAUGUCAGGGAACUAUCAAAGAACGAAAAUUCUUCUAAAAAUUGUAUCGAUGAAGAAAUGACGGUUGUCUUGGGUGAUGCCAUGGACGUGUCUGCCAAUCUUGAAGUGGGGGAGGUGACGGAAGACAUGCAGGAGGUAAGCGACUCCCAGCUCGCUGAAGACAUUAAGCUGGCCGAGGAGAUCUUGGCCGCCGAGGUCGGAAAGGGAGUUGAAGUAACCGAAGCCACUGGCGCCUCGGUUCAGGGGCAACAAGAUCCAGUAACUGAGAUAGUGAAAGAGUUGGAGCUGGAAACUAUUUCGGAAGUGGUAGAAAAGUCUGAAGAUCCAACCGCACUGGCAGAGCCGUCCUCGACCAAUGAGGAAUCUCCAUACGAAGUCCAUACACCAGUUCCGGAAGAGAACCCGCUUACCGAUGAGAACCCUGUAGUUGGCGAGGAGCCUUCGGCAUUACCAGACCUCAUUCCGAAAUUAGAGACUCCAACGCAAUCUCCAGCUGUCACGCCGAAGAAAUCGGAUGAUACGGCUUCGGGGGAGAGCUCUGUGGCUCGUCGUGCCCUGAGGUCGGACAGGCCUCGAUCCAGUCCCUUGCUAGAGUCUACUCCCGUUAAGGAACAUGAUAGCCGUUCCAAGCGACCGAUUAGGAACGACAUAUCGCAGAUUUUAGAGGAGUCUUCGAGGCGAAACAGCCCAAGACUGGGAAGGUCGCCUGCGGAGAGCCAAGAACGGUCGCCGGGGGGCAAAAGGGGGACUCCGUCCAAGACGACUGGGGAAAAAGCUACCAAGAAAGCUAAGAGAGCAGACAGCACACCUGCUUUGAAAAAUAAGACUGACCAAAUAAAUACGAAGAAGAACCCAGAGGAUGAGAAUAUUUUAGAGGAUGAAAAGCACACCCCUAGUGAGACUGAAACGGAGAAACCGGAAGUGGCUAAAAUAGUAAAGUCGAGGAAAUCUCGAAGCGCCCAGAGACCACUGGCGAGUAAGUCGCCUAUACCUAAAAAGCCUGAUGAAGAAAACACAGCCUCCGAUGCUAAGGAUAGCUCAGAAAAGGCUAAGGAUUCUGAGGAAGUCACUAAGGCUGAAGAUGUUCCUGAAAAAGAGCUCCUGACCCAAAGCUCUGAAUCGGAGAAACCAGAAGUUCGUAAGACUGUGAAACCCAGGAAAUCCCGCAGCAUCCAGCGGCCACUGGCGACUGAAUCGCCAAAACCGGAAAAAGAUAACGUCGGCUCUGACUCGCAAAAGGCUAAGGAUGCUGAGGAAGUGAGUAAGGUGGAAGCUGUUCCCGGAAACGACGCCCAAAGCUCCAAUAAGAAGGUGGAAACACCUGAAAGUUUGGAAGGAAAACCAGUUAAGAGGAGCAAAUCUCGGAAGGGACAAAAAGCAGAAACUAAAGCGCUUUCCGAUCAGCAGCCUAUUGGCAUUACAUCUGAAGGCCAUGAAGAAAAAGAAGCCACACAACCUACGCCCAAUGUGCCAGAUGAUGGCCCACUUAAUGAAAAUAAUGUAGAAACUAAAAACAUGGAGGAUGAAUCAGCCAGAAAAAUGGAUGCGCCCAAAAACAAGCCAGGCAGGAAAACACCGAGUUUGAAAUUGCAAUCGGAGAGAGCGAAGAAUCUGUCACGAUCCAGUAACAGGGACUCGGAUGUGGCUUCUGACAAGGAGGAGAAGGUAACAGGCAGGUUGAGUCGCAGGGACAAGACUAUGUUGGAAAGUUCCGGAACUCCCAAGGCAUCUGCUUUAUCCAAAAAGAAAAAGAAACAGAAAGGAGAUGUAGCCAAAGAGGAGGCUGUCGAAGAGUCUGAGUCUGAGUCCAAGGAAACAAAUGAAACCUUGAAAGGAAAUCUUGAAGAUUCAAACGAAAAUAAUAAAGAUAAACUCGACAGUGACACAAAAACGAACGCUAGCCCAGAUAAAACUGGGCAUGAGCCUGAAAAGUAUGUGUCAAAUGAUCCGAAAAUGGACGAUAUCCAGGACUGUAAAGUUAGAAGCGAAGAUGAGGGGCCGUCAAGUGCCAAGGAAUCGCCCUCAGAGAAUACCUUGCAUGAUAAAGGCGAUUUGGGUACCGAUGCAGCACAGGUUUUAGAUCCAAAUAAGGAACCUGAAUCUGUUGAGCCGGCACUGGAUUCGAAGGAAACUUUAUCUAAAAAGGAAUUGAAAAAGCCGAAGAAGAAUCCUGCCGGUGUCUUUGGAAAAGUUCGAAGACGACGAAAAGCUGUCCCCGUCGAACCUCAAGGCCAGGACAAAGGCGACACUGUUCCAAUUUCGACUUCCAUUGAGUCUGAUAUUCCUCCGACCGAGCAGGAUCCUAAAUGGUUAUUUUCCAACCGAAAGGUUCCAACGAAAACUUAUUUAAAGCACGAUAGGAAAAAGACUCAGAGUCCUUUCACUACACCUUCCCCGAAAAAACAGCAAACACCAGCCAAAGAAACUGGAGCUCAAGAUGGACAUUCUAAGGACAUUGAUGCUGCCCAAGAAUCCAAUUUACAGGACACCCCCAAGGCUCCAGAAGAACUUUCAGAAAUUAGUCCGAAAACCAGCCAAAGUACUCCCCAAAAGUCUGAGCGACCGCCGACUUCAACCAAAACCGACCCAGAGGAUAUCGCGAAAUCCGUCGAGGAUACACCGUCCUGCCGCAAGCUGCGCAUUCUAAUAAAGAGAACUCCCAACACAAAAUACCAAAAAGCUCGAAAAUCACCCAUCGUAAGAAAAACGCCAACCAAAUCGAAGCGCUUCAAGAAAAUUCUACAAAGAAUCGAGGAGGUUCCUGUACCAAAGCCAGAGGAGCAGGCUGAACCACCUGAAAGUCCUGAUGUACCACCGACGGCUACCGAAAUGGAAGAACCUCCACAAACGUCUCUGGAUAUAAAGCCUCCCGACGAUACCGAAUUGGAAAAUAAUUCUGCAGAGCGUCAGUCGGUGUCUGCUGCGCUUCCCAAGUUGGAAGAAUCAAAAGAAGAUGCUUCGGAAACAAUCGAACGCACCACUAAUGAUAGCGAGGAUGAGCCAAAGAAUAAACUUCCAACGGAAGAGGAACCAAUCCCUACUUCUGAGCCCACUGAUGCGUCUUCCUCGCAUACCGUUAACGAUGUUGUGGAGGAGAAACCAAGUAGUGAUGAUCCUAGCCCAGAGUUAAAAGAAACUGAGGAUGUAGAGGCGGAACCAGUUGAGCCAACAACAGAAGCUUCAGAAAGCUCAGCUCCUGAAGAGAUAUCCCCCUUAUUAAGCGAUGCUCCCACCUUUCCAUUAAAUGAAUCCAUAACAGCAACCGAGACACUUCCAGAAAAAGCUUUGGAGGAUGAUCCAGGUACAGAAACUGACCCAUCAGAAGUCACUCCUGCCCCAGCACUCCUGCCCACUGAAUCAACAGUUGUUACUCCUGACCCAGAAUCUAUGGAAGCCGGAGAUGCGAUUCUUGACCAAGAGUCUAUGGAAACAACAGAUGACACUCCCGUCCCAGAAUCUACAGAAACAACAGGUGUCACCUUCGAAUCUGAGUCCGAAGCCAGCACCUCAAGCGCUUUGAAACGCAGCUUGCGCAAACGGGAAGCGGAUCCGUCCCUACCAGAUGAAGCUGCCAAACGGAAGCAACAGCAACUGAAGGAGAAGUCUCUGGCCCAGAGGAAGCAAUCCAUGAAAAUAGAUCGUCGCCGGAACCAAAUGGAGGCUGAAGACCGACCAGCCAUGAAGCGCAACAGAGUUGAUACGGAGGAGAAGGAGAAGUUCAUCUCGUAUAUAGGCCAUGACACCAUUCUGUCGUCCGUGAAGAAGACCAAGAGCGAGCCAACCAAGACACCGCUUUCUGCAAGGAAAACCGCAGGCACAGCCGGCAAGAAGUCGUUGGAUAAAUCGCAUGGAAGUGCCAACCCUUCGGGCAAGAAGCCACUGGUGCAGACUCUAUUAGGCUCCUCCCUGACUCUCCGAAAGCCAACACAGGCAGAUGCGACUCCGUCCGGCCGUAAGUCCUUGGGCAAGCUCGAAACAUCAGCCAGUGAGGCUGACGAGAUGACGAGUCUUGGCAGCUCCGUUGUGGUCACCAAGAAGUCCUUACCGUCGAGCAAAAAGUUCGAGUCCACCAAAGACGAUGAAGCUUCUCCGGGAGUCCGAAAAGUUAACAUAUCUGUGUCUGUCGUAAAGUCAAAGGAAGCACCAGCGGAAUCUCCGCCACCUACACUAGUUGUUACUCAAACAUCACCGGUAGUGACCAAGAAUUCAGAGGCGCUAAAGACUACGAGGAAGUCAGACGUCAAAAGCAAAGACACUUCAAGAUCUGCUCUUGGAAAACCGAAACCAUCGCAAGUGGAUCAACUUAGGGCGAAGGCAUCGCGAAAAGUGGACCAUGAGCCAUCGAAAAAGGCUGAUCCAUUGGCCUUGACUCCCACCAAACCACCCUCUCAGGCGGGCGUUGCGAAGAAGGUCGAAGCGCGGAAGUCCAUUGGAGGAGCCGAGACGUUGCUAGCAAGGAAGUCUCUGUCGGCGGGAGAGAUUUCCAGGAAAUCGGAGUCCAGGAAGUCAGAAGGAGGGACCUUGCCUGCUAAGAAGUCCAUUUCCCAGGGCGAACUCACUAAGAAAACGGAAGCUCGGAAAUCGGAAGGAGCCCCCGCAAAGGAGCAGCUCCUUCAAAAGUCAGCUAGUGCAGGGGAUGCUGCCCAGAAAGUUGAAGCCAAAAAGCCGGAAGAACUCGAAAUUGAAACGCCGACAGAGACUUUGAAAAAUGUGGAACCUGAGGAAGUCGCAGUAAAAACCGCACCCAAAGGGCGUGAAGCGACCAAGAAAGCUCAAGCCGAGCGAAAAGCAGAGAUGGUGGCAUUAAAACAAGGACCUGAGGCUAUUGCUCCCUCAACAUCCACGGAUUCCUUGCGAGAGGACACAGUGCGGGCAACCCGGUCGGAAAAGAAUGCACUUGCAGCGCGUCCUCGCCCCUUGUCAGCAGUCAGGCAAGCGGUUCACGUGACGCGAGCCACCAGUAGCAGUAGAUCUUUGGCCGCAACACCUAGUUCUGAGAUCGAGGCGCCUUCGCUUAGAGGUCGAAGGCGUGGCAGGGGCGGGCGAGGACGCCGCAUGCCAGCCCAGAAACGGAAGGCCGACGAACCUGUUGAGGCUGCCGAUGCUAAACGACCCAAGGAAAUGCUUCCGAAGGCGAUACAACCAGAGAACUCUAAGGAUUUGGCAUUCCCAGUGAAAAUUACAGCCGCCAGUCUUGAGAUCCCUGAAGCUCCUAUUGCCACGCAGCCGGCAAAGCCUGUCCAGAAAGAGAAAAAGUUGUGUGUGAAAAUCAAUCGGCGAGCCUUUAACAAAUGGAUGGAGCAGCAACAGGGGCCUCAGGCAACCUCUGCAGAAAAGGGGGCUACUUCAGCAGUGAAUCAACCUACCGAAGACCCCGCGGAAACCACGGAAGUUGUCACGGCAGCUAAGUCCAUUUCGGAACAACCUCAAGAGCCUGCCAGUGCGAUACCGGAAUUACACACAUCUAGUUCUACGAUUUCAUCAGAUCCGUUACAAAAUGAGAAGGCCAAGGAACAGCUACCCGCAGCCACGGUUCCUCCAGUACUACCUUCUGUACCUCAGCAACCGAACUCCCAGCUCACAACACCUUCAGCUCCUAUUCCAGCGCCCGUCCCUGCUCCCCAACCAACCGCCUCGGCGCCAGACCCAAAGGCGCCCAUCAAUCCAGCGCCCGAGAAGAGUGUUGCCAAAGAUACCGCCCAGCGAAAGCCGCCGGUGCCCUCCAAGACAAUGCCGCUGCCAGUGCCGAUCAUGGAAGUGAAGGAUGAGCCAGAGGAUACGCCGGCAGAGCCCAUGGAUCAGGAUGUGGCGCCCAUGCCCGAGGCGGUAGCUGCCCAACCCGCAGUACCUUCAGUGCCGGUCCCACCAAUAAUCAAUGGCCGGCAGGUCAUCAGCAUGGGCUAUCCCUCGGCUGUACCCAGGGUUUCGAUACCGGCGAUUCCGUCGGCCAGUGCUGCGUCAUCAGCCAACCCGAACGCCAUCGGGCAAACGAAGAUGUUCUCCUUUCUGUAUCCCAAUCGCUAUCAGCAGUCGUACGGAAAGGUCGGACUGGACUUCUGCUGUCCCAAUCUAGAUGGACCGAUGCGCGCCAUUGAUCCCACCCGCCUGCACGCCAAGGCCGAGGUGCCGGUGCUGGAGGUGCCACAGUUUUUGGUCAUCACCACCAAAUUUAUCUCCAAGGCCGACAAAAAUAUUCCACACAAGGUGCGGGCAAAGCUGGAGAUGCUGGGCAAGGACAAGGAGCUGGAUACCAGUGUCGGCAUGGACACUUCCAUCUUGACUGACCCGGAAACCACGCAACCAGUGAUCCCACAUCCCGAAGGUACUCCCGGAACCGUAGCUCCCCCCCAGAUUCCACCCCUAAAUUCCCAGAGCUUACAAAACAAUCUGCCUCCACCUGGUGGCUCAGUUUCCCCAACUUCUGAACCGGCUCCUCUCCUUGCCUCCGGUCAGGAUACUGCACUGGACUUGCUGACAAAGCAGUUGCCAAAAGGAACUACGUUGGUGAAGAAGUUUCUGCCACCAGGAGCUACCAUGCCAUCGGCGUCGACUUCUUCAACAGCAGGCAGCUCUUCGUCAGCGACCAAUGCCUCCGCCUCCCAGUCCCCGCCUGCGCUCAUCCAAUUACCACCGAUUUGCCCGACGGACAAGCACCGCGUGGAGCUGCAGAGCAGGGUGCAGAUGUUCGACAUGGUGUUGCAGACACUCAGCCGUCGGGCGGCCAACCUCACACUGGCUGAGCGGCAGCGCACCAUCGAGGAGAUUGUCAAGACCAGCACACUGAUGCCCAUCGACGUGGAUGUGGGCACUAAGCUGCUGGAGAACUAUGUGCACUACUUGAAUCUGGCUACCAGCACACAGACGAAGCUGCCCACGGUGCGGGCGUCAGAAGUGGUUCCGAUGUCGAACGCACCUGAUGUAGUAGAGCCGAUGCCGGUUGCUUCCCUGCAAAGGAUUGGUGGCAAACCCAGCUCGGCUCCGGCGCCCACGUCGCCUUCUGAGAAAAAGAAGGCGACCCAAAAGGCGACAACUAACGUCCCGCUGUACGAUUCGGAAAAAAAUAUAAUUGGAUUCCGGAAAGUCACCAAUUUUGACUCUGCUCCUAGUAGUUCUCCGGCGGCAACAUCCAGAAAAGGAGCGGGGAGCAGCGCGGCUAGCGGAUCGAAGACAUCGACCCCGAAAACGAUGGCACGAAAGAGUUCAGGAGGGACCGCAGGCCAGGCGUCUACCGUGAAGAUGGUGCCGGCAGCCACGGCGACAAAGACAACCAAUGCCGGGACCAAGAAAACGUCGCUACCUGGUGGCACGAUGGUGGCGAUAAAUCCGCCCGAACCCCCGGCAAAGGCGGUGAAAACAACACCGGCAAGAACUGGGGCCCAGUCUAAGAAACCAGCGGGUACUCCCAAGGCAGGCGCAGCUACUGGACGCACCUCGAAUGCCAAACCGAGUGUGUUGAUCAUCAACCAGCUGGCGCAUCCGGAGGAGAGCAUCCUUCCCGAUUCAAACGACACGGCGGAUCCCAUGGAAACGGAGAUCAAGGGCGAGUUGGAGGACCCAGCGGAGGUGGUGCUCUAGCGGCGGGGCACAAGUAAACCCAGAAGAAAAGUAUUCUAAGUUACUUUAACACAGUUAAUUAAGCAGAGUUAAUUAUUUCGUUAAACGCAAGAAAGGAAUUACAUAUGUAAUGCUAUUAUGAACAUUUGUUGAAAACUUUGAUUAAUCCUGUCAUUUUUUUUAAAUAAAGAGGAUAAAUAUUGUAAUUUAAAAUGGAAAAAUAAAUUGUGUUGCCAAGAGUUUUGGCCAAUUUUAAAUGGUAACUUUAGUGUAAAUCGAAUGAGUAAAUUUUAAACACUUCGUAUUAUACUGUAAUACAAUAGAAUACAAAUAAACGCAAUCUCAAUAAG
This is a messenger RNA of Drosophila ananassae, 10494 nucleotides long. RefSeq names its product mucin-19 (gene Su(var)2-HP2). The record is from RefSeq and is a predicted model, not a curated record. The transcript is spliced from 10 exons. NCBI's taxonomy places the organism in Eukaryota, Metazoa, Arthropoda, Insecta, Diptera, Drosophilidae. The coding region runs from base 476 to 10165 and encodes 3229 amino acids.